AUGAUGACAUUUCUCCCGGGCUUCACAGUUCAACAGGAUGCUGCCAUAGAGCAAUCGAUAGCUGGAAAUGUGGUUGUCACAUCAUUUAGGGAAAAUCGGCCCGCCCUUUUGCGUGCUACCGAUAGCCAGUUCACUCUUCUGCACCAGAAGAUCAAGGAAGAAAUCAAGGAUGUCCUUGGUUACCUUGUGUUCCAGACCAGAUAUAAGCAGGAUGGUCCGGACUCUAUUACUGUGAAGAUCACAGUCAAGGACAUCAAAAAUGACUCUCUGUUGAACCUUGUCGCAGAUAUUCUUACCGUUCAACAAUAG
Molecule: messenger RNA, 309 nt
Organism: Didymosphaeria variabile
Lineage: Eukaryota; Fungi; Ascomycota; Dothideomycetes; Pleosporales; Didymosphaeriaceae
Exons: 1
Coding region: 1-309 (102 amino acids)
Source: RefSeq, a predicted model, not a curated record